Molecule: messenger RNA, 1714 nt
Organism: Humulus lupulus (European hop)
Lineage: Eukaryota; Viridiplantae; Streptophyta; Magnoliopsida; Rosales; Cannabaceae
Product: peptidyl-prolyl cis-trans isomerase CYP38, chloroplastic
Exons: 7
Coding region: 154-1512 (452 amino acids)
Biological process (GO): protein peptidyl-prolyl isomerization
Molecular function (GO): peptidyl-prolyl cis-trans isomerase activity
Source: RefSeq, a predicted model, not a curated record
GCUAAAACACUAACCUUAUCUGCUCAUCUCUACUCUAUCGCUCUCUCUCCCCCUCUAUUCCAUUCGCUUUUGUUUUUUCCCUUCAACGCCAGCUCUUGCUUAAGAUCAGUGAGCUGAGCAUAGUCAGUAGCACAAGCAGUACAUACAUUCCAAAUGGCAGCCAUUCUCUCCUGCCACUACUUUUCCUCCUCACCCACAACCCCAAAAAUCUUGACCCUUCCCAUCACAACCACCAAUCGUAUACGUAGCUUCCCUUACUCACUCAACCACUCCUCAUCCCGCCGUUUGACUACUCGGUGUUCUUCUCAAAACCCACCUCAGUCUCGGAUCCAAACUGAACAGAGAAAGAAGUCAUUCUCCUUGAAGGAGUGUGCAAUUUCGGUAGCUUUGGCGUUUGGCCUAGUUACAGGAGUUCCUGCAUUGGAUGUUUAUAACAAUGCCAAUGCUGCUAACCAAGUAGUGCCUGAUAUGGCUGUGUUGAUCUCUGGACCACCAAUAAAGGACCCGGGGGCAUUGUUGAGAUAUGCUCUUCCUAUUAACAAUAAAGCAAUCAGGGAAGUGCAGAAACCACUUGAAGAUAUCACAGAGAGUCUUAAGGUUGCUGGGGUCAAAGCACUUGAUUCUGUUGAGAGGAAUUUGAGGCAGGCUUCUAGAUCCCUCAAGCAAGGGAAGACUUUGAUUGUAUCAGGUUUAGCUGAAUCAAAGAAAGAACAUGGAGUUGAACUUCUAGGUAAGUUAGAAGUUGGAAUGGAUGAGCUUCAGCAGAUUGUGGAGAGCAGGACUAGGGAUGCAGUUGCACCAAAACAAAAAGAGCUACUUCAAUAUGUUGGAGGUGUUGAAGAGGACAUGGUAGAUGGCUUCCCUUAUGAAGUGCCUGAAGAGUACCAAAACAUGCCAUUGUUGAAAGGGAGAGCAACUGUGGAUAUGAAGGUCAAGGUUAAGGAAAAUCCUAACCUAGAUGAGUGUGUAUUCCGCAUAGUUCUAGACGGUUAUAAUGCACCUGUAACUGCUGGGAAUUUUUUAGACCUGGUGGAAAGACACUUCUACGAUGGCAUGGAAAUCCAAAGAGCUGAUGGCUUUGUGGUUCAGACUGGGGAUCCAGAGGGUCCUGCUGAGGGUUUUAUUGAUCCCAGUACAGAGAAGACCAGGAUAAUACCAUUAGAAAUUAUGGUAGAAGGGGAGAAAGUACCUGUCUAUGGAUCAACUCUGGAAGAACUUGGUCUAUACAAGGCUCAAACAAAGCUUCCAUUUAAUGCAUUUGGAACAAUGGCCAUGGCCAGAGAUGAAUUUGAGAACAAUUCUGCAUCUAGCCAGGUGUUUUGGCUACUAAAAGAGAGCGAACUAACUCCGAGUAAUGCCAACAUUUUGGACGGUCGGUAUUCAGUGUUUGGUUAUGUGACAAACAACGAAGAUUUUUUAGCAGAUCUCAAGGUCGGCGACGUUAUAGAAUCGAUUGAAGUAGUGUCCGGCUUAGAUAAUCUUGCCAAUCCUAGUUACAAGAUUGCUGGCUAGAUAGCUUUCUCAUGUUUUUUGGUGAACAUUACAUCUACAUAGGAGAGUUUAAUUUGCCAAGCCAAGCUUCUUGCUUUUACGCCUUACAACAUCUAAAGUCUGUAUCUUUAGCAUUUGAGAGAACUGACAUUUCAUUGGAAAUAUGUAUUCUUUUCUUUGUUUCUUUCUUUUUCUACCCUGAAAUAUCACUCAUUUGCCAUUA